Messenger RNA from Laetiporus sulphureus 93-53, 597 nucleotides. RefSeq lists its product as uncharacterized. The record is from RefSeq and is a predicted model, not a curated record. Lineage: Eukaryota; Fungi; Basidiomycota; Agaricomycetes; Polyporales; Laetiporaceae. The coding region runs from base 10 to 474 and encodes 154 amino acids. The transcript is spliced from 5 exons.
GGUGAGCUCAUGCUUGACCUCAAUCACCCCAUUACUCGGAUUGAGUUGAGUGCUGGAUGGGUUCUCGACGGAUUGAAAAUACACUAUAAACUCAAACAUCCUAACCUCAGGAAUAUCACAGUGACGCAUGGCGAAUUUGCUGAAUCCGCGGACAACCGCGCAACCAUAAACUUGCAAGACUCGGAAAUCAUCCUAGCUAUCUAUGGCCGUGCUGGUUACCAAAAUUUCUACAAGCAGAAGCUCAUCAACAGCAUCAACUUUAUCAUAUUUGACCAGCAGACCUCAAGCUUCCGUGUUUCAGAUACUUUUGGCAACAAGCCCGGAUGUCUCAACGAGAACAAUGGGUCAACUUUCCAUGUAUCCAAUGUUAUGGCCUUUGCAGGUCACGACAACGGCGGUAAAGGCGAACAUCAUCAUGGGAUCGUCGGGCUAUCAUUUUACACGAACGCUAACAGCGAAUUGCACUGCCGCUAGGCCGCAUUGCCUUCCCUGUAUGAUUCUGUCUAAGUCAAAAGAAUGCGAAUGUCCAUGACGUGAGAGGCAUUGAGUGUUUUCGAAGAGCUGUGAUGAUCUUUCCCGUUCAGUCGCGAAGGUCCC